Messenger RNA from Elaeis guineensis (African oil palm), 1331 nucleotides. The record is from RefSeq and is a predicted model, not a curated record. NCBI's taxonomy places the organism in Eukaryota, Viridiplantae, Streptophyta, Magnoliopsida, Arecales, Arecaceae.
AAAGUCGAAGUCUGGUUAAGAGCUUAUAUAUACAGAGAGAGGAAGACUUUGUAAAGGCCCAUAUAUUCUCAAGGAAUUACCCGAUGACCCCUAUUUAGCGCCAAGGUCGCGAAAACCCUAGGCGGGAAAAGCAAGCAGUUCCCGCCCUGAACCCUAGCAAAACCCAAACCCUCCGCUUUAUAAAUCCCAUCUUUCUUUGCCGUAGUUCGUCCUACUCCUAGUCGCCAAACUCCCCACCCCUUUCUUCUCUCUCGUUCCCAGAGAUAACGAAGGCCUCUUUCUUUCUCUCGAGAAGAUGUUGGAACUAAGGCUGGUGCAGGGGAGCCUCCUGAAGAAGGUCCUGGAGGCGAUCCGGGAGUUGGUGAACGACGCCAACUUCGACUGCUCGGCGACGGGCUUCUCCCUCCAGGCCAUGGACUCGAGCCACGUGGCGCUGGUUGCUCUCCUCCUCCGAUCCGAGGGCUUCGAGCACUACCGCUGCGACCGCAACCUGUCCAUGGGCAUGAACCUCAACAACAUGGCCAAGAUGCUCCGUUGUGCUGGCAACGACGACAUCAUCACCAUCAAGGCCGACGAUGGCAGUGACACCGUCACCUUCAUGUUUGAAAGCCCCAAUCAAGAUAAGAUUGCGGAUUUUGAGAUGAAGCUUAUGGACAUUGAUAGCGAGCAUCUGGGCAUUCCAGAUGCGGAGUACCAUGCCAUUGUGCGAAUGCCGUCCUCAGAAUUUGCAAGGAUUUGCAAAGAUCUCAGCAGCAUUGGCGAUACUGCCGCGGGAGACAUUGGAACGGCAAAUAUUGUUUGCAGACAGAACAAGACUUUUGACAAGCCAGAGGAAGCAACCAUCAUAGAGAUGCAAGAGCCGGUGUCCUUGACUUUUGCCCUUAGGUAUAUGAACUCCUUCACCAAGGCAACACCGCUAUCUGAAACUGUAACCAUCAGCCUUUCUUCUGAGCUGCCUGUGGUUGUGGAAUACAAGAUUGCUGACAUGGGUUACAUACGAUAUUACUUGGCUCCCAAGAUUGAAGAGGAUGAGGAGGAUAUGAAGCCAUAAUCAGUUCUAUUUUUCUCCUCCUUUCUUUCCUUAAGUUUAUUCUAUACAAGAGGGUUGGUCUGGUUCCACUUGUAUGGGGGUAUUGGAAGAAUUUUAAAUGCUGGGAGCAUCUGGAAGGUUGUGUAGAUUGAUGAUCAUAUUUCCCAAGUUUUUAUGGCAGAUUUUGCAUUUUCCAUCUUGUAACAACCAGGCCAUGGGCCUUGAUGAACAAGAACGAGAGCCUCGUGCUGUUCUGCAAGAAAAUUCAUUAUAGCAUCAUCAAUCGGUGAUCAUUUAGCUC